This is a messenger RNA of Strongylocentrotus purpuratus (purple sea urchin), 1958 nucleotides long. RefSeq lists its product as uncharacterized. The coding region runs from base 125 to 1417 and encodes 430 amino acids. The record is from RefSeq and is a predicted model, not a curated record. NCBI's taxonomy places the organism in Eukaryota, Metazoa, Echinodermata, Echinoidea, Camarodonta, Strongylocentrotidae. The transcript has 4 exons.
AGACCAACAGGGAUUAGACUUCAAAACCAGAGGACAGAGUCGUCAUUCUUGAGUACAAGACCUGAUCAUCAGGACCUGAAUAUCAGGAAUACAUCCGGACCUGAUUUUCCACGGACAAUCCACCAUGGCAGGGCUUGGAUCCAACCGACAUCAAGUCUCGGUUACUCUUUGUACAUCAUCUUACGAGUAUAACAUCCAAGGUCUUCUGGAUCACCUGAGGGAUCUCCAGCGACAACUUCCCCAUCUCAUCAAGAAUGUUACCUACCAUCAACUCCCUUACAACAACAUCGACAAUUAUAAAUUUGCCAAGGGAAUCCAUGUGGAUGUGAUGAUUCUCUGCCACUCCAUCGCAAACAGAAGAUUUGCUCUCACCGACGUGGCUGAUGCUUGCUACAAUAAGUUCCUCCCGAAUUGCAAAAAGCUUCUAGGAAAAGAGAAGAUUGCGGUAAUAGCUCACGACUUCGACAAUGUGAAUGACCAGGACUUACAGGACCGCAUUGCUAAUUUUCGGCUCCAGCAACCAAAAACCUUUGACAGCGCAGGUCUAGUUCUGAUAUGUGGGAAGCUGGUCGAAGGGAAAGAAUUUCCUGAACCCUCCAAGGCACAACUCCUCGCUUUCUUGACAAGAGCCUCCGAACAGCCUGAGGAAAUGAAGACUGGUGGUGUUUCCAGUUUUCUAAAGAAAUUCGAAUCAUGUAGUUCUGGACAAGCCAUCGCAAUAACAUCACCACAUAAUCCUGCACAAUAUCCUGGACCACAAACUGGACAAUAUGCUGGACAUCAACCUGGACAACAAAGCCAUUCACAACCUCCUUUACGACUUCCUACACAGCAUCUUGCACAACACCAUCAACAACUUCCUGCGCAGCAGAGUCCAUCGUUGCCGAUCUAUGUGUCCGUAUGUACUUCUUCAUACGAGCAAAACAUCGAGGGCUUGAUUUUCUGGCUUAGGAAGCUGAAAACAGAUCAUCCACGCUUGAUCGCCGACAUCCGUCUUCGGAGCCUACCGUACAACGAUAUCGAUUCGUUCAAGUUUCCUUCAAGCGACCCGGUCGAUGUGAUGGUGCUUUGCCAUUCGGUUCGCAAUCGAGGAUUCUCAAUCACAGACGUCGUGAAUUCUAUCUACGAUAAAUAUCUGAAGCAUUGUUCCAAAGAGAUAGGAAAGAAGAAGUUGGCGGUGAUUGUUCAUGACAUUAGUGAAUGGAAUCCAGGAGUCGUUCGUGGCAGGAUGGACACCUUCCAGAAAACACAACCCUCGACAUUCAGGCUUGUAGACACUGUGAUCAUCGGCGGUAGCCUGGAAAAGCCAGACAAGUUCGAGAUUUCAGAGGUAGACAUGUCAAGACUCUUCUACUUCUUCGAAUCGGCAAGCUUGGUUCCACGAAAGAAGAUGUCAAUUUUUGGAAAGGUGUUUUAAUGAACAUGAAAUUUCCUCAUUUCCGUGGACACCACAAACAGUGCAGCAUGUAAUGUAAGAAUUCUCAAAUUAUUAUCACAAAGAUGAAAGUCCUUAGGUAUCACCGCUUUCAGAGAAUUCACAUUUUCUAAACUCCGUCAUGUAAAGAGUACCGCGUGUACUGUAAGAAGCCCCAAAUCGCUGAAGAUAAAAGCGGUUUCACCUUUCAUUUUACUUCUACAUCAAUCUGUUCAUAAUGAGAAAAAAAGUCGAAUACUAAAUGACACACAGCUUCAUCUCAAUGCAUGUAUAACCCGUAUGCAUACAAUAUGUAAAGUGUUCAUCUUCUUCUGUUGUGUGUGUGGGUGUGAGUGUGGAAUAUUUACGUGCGCGGGUAGUGUGUGUGUUUGUGUGGGGAUGUAUGAUUAAACUUUGUUCACAGACGUGAAAGAGGAUGUUGAGUUUCUGAAGAAGAAAAGAAAGAUGAAAAAAUUACUUGUAAGCUUUCUCAUUCUGUUAUUGUCAGUUUGUAUAAAUAUCUUAGUAGAAAUAGGAUCGCUUG